CUUUUUUCUUUUUUUUUUUUUCUUAAAAAAAAAUAAUAUAAAUAUUUAUUUAUAUAUAAAACUAAAGGAAAUAAUAAAAAUACUCUUAUGACAAGUGAACCGUUGUCUGAGAUAAAAAAGACAUCUUCAAGUCAACAAAAUAGAAUUAAAGAGAACUUGAAACAUUCAAAGACUUUAAAACAACACGUAUUAGAUAAAGAACUAGAAAUAUCGGCUUUAUUUACAUUAGGUGUAAUUAUCGCAUUUUAUUUAGGAUCUUCUUUCGCUAAGAAAUGUUUAACGAUAUCAUAUAAAGUUGGGGAGAAUCAAUAUGAUAAAGGUUAUGAUGAUAUUUAUUUCGUUGGAUAUUGGGUAAUCGCUUUUACUUUUUUACGUGCGAUGGCUAUAAAAUUCGUUUUCUAUCCAAUUGGAAAAUAUUUCCGUAUUACAUCUUUUUCCAAAAGACAAAGAUUUACUGAACAAGCUUGGUCUUUUAGUUAUUAUGCCAUAUUCUGGUCAAUCGGAAUGCAUAUUAUGUAUCAUAGUCCUCAUUGGUUUAAUACUUCACAAUAUUGGAUUGAUUAUCCACAUAUUCUUAUAUCAAAAAAAAUGAAAAUAGAAAAAAGAAAAGAUCAUUUGGCUAUGAUGGUUCAUCAUUUUAUUACAAUUGCUUUAAUCGUGUCAAGCUAUUAUACUAAUUUUACUCGUAUUGGUAAUGCUGUUCUUUGUUGUAUGGAUUUUGCUGAUAUUUUCCUGCCUCUUGCCAAGGCCCUGAAAUAUAUUGGAUUCACUUUUGUUUGUGAUGUGACAUUUGGUAUAUUUGCUUUAUCAUGGCCUAUUACAAGACAGGUAUUAUUUACUAUGAUUAUUUGGGCUACAGCAGUUGAACCAAGCCAAUAUAUUGAUAUGAAAUGGGAACCUGAAAAAGGAAAAUAUUUUACGCCACUUACACAGAAAAUAUACAUUACUUUGUUUGUACUUUUAAACAUAAUUAUGGUUUAUUGGUUUUUAAUGAUUGUUAACGUGAUUAUUCGCGUUUUGCGGGGCAAGAGCGCUGAAGAUACCCGAAGUGAUGAUGAAGAUGAAGAUGACGAGACUAUGUAAGUUUUUUUUUUAUGCUUAUUUUCAAGGAGAUUUUUUUAUUCACACGUAAUUGAAAUAGGAGUGAUAAACAAAUUGAUUCUGAAAAGCACUAAAUAGAGAAAAAGAGCAAAAAUUUUUUAUAUAUAUAUAUGUAUUUAAACCUAUUUAAUGUGUAUUUAUUUAUUCCUCUUUAUAUAAAAAAAUUUGUUUAUGGAGAAAAAAAAAUUUUUUUUUUAUCACUGUCU
Messenger RNA from Cokeromyces recurvatus, 1307 nucleotides. RefSeq names its product TLC domain-containing protein. Gene Ontology annotation, biological process: ceramide biosynthetic process. Gene Ontology annotation, molecular function: sphingosine N-acyltransferase activity. The transcript is spliced from 6 exons. The record is from RefSeq and is a predicted model, not a curated record. Bases 88 to 1083 code for a protein of 331 amino acids. NCBI's taxonomy places the organism in Eukaryota, Fungi, Mucoromycota, Mucoromycetes, Mucorales, Mucoraceae. Gene Ontology annotation, cellular component: membrane.